UGUGGAUCAUUUUUACUUCUUCAUUAGAAGCGAAACCCACAGCAAACUACAGAAUUGUGGACUACAAUCCCCAAGAUGCACUGGGAACUGUGGCAUUGAGAAAGUGACCUUUGAAAAAGGAGAAGUAGGUAGUGCACAGUACUUUCCUGGCUGCUGCUGGAGAAGAUAGAAUCAGUUGGCGAGAUUGAAAGGCAUGCUCUGGACUCCAAAGGCAGAAUUUCCUAAGGAGACUCUGCUGACUGAACUCCUCCUCCACUUCCCCGGGAGCUUUACGUCCUUCCCCUUCUGCUCAGAUUUCAUCCACAACCGGAGAAGCAGACUUUCACUGACGUUUUCUCUGUCGACAGCUUGUUCCUGUCAAAACUACACAGCAACAAAGAAAAAACGAACAGUAUGGAGAAGGUGUGAAGGAAAGAGAUCUCCACUAGUUUCUAAUAAUGGCUGCAGAUGUUUAUAACAAGAAGGAUGUGCCGAAUGGGUCCUUGGCACCAACUGGUGGACAGCAGUCCGAGAGGUCAGAGAGUCCAACACCAGGAUUGACCCAGGGAACAGAACCAGGGGCAGGCCAAGAGGGAGCCAUAUUUGUUCACACUAGGUCAUAUGAGGACCUAACUGGUACAGACAAUACAGAAUCAGCAGCCAAGAGCCCAGGCGAGAGGGAAGAGUCUCAACGUGAUGAGCUCAAGAUAGAAGAGAUCAGCAAGGAUUUCAGUGAACUAAGCACACAACUUACUGGUAUAGCACUGGACCUGGAAGAAGAGAUAAGGCAGAACAGUGAGGGCAAUUUGGAACUCUCGCCACAAGGUUCACGUCGAGAUUCAGUCCUAUCAGGGAAAGAAGAAGAAGAUAUAACCAUGGAGGCCUGGCGUAUGCAUCAGAAGCAUGUCUUUGUUCUAAGUGAGGCAGGCAAGCCCAUAUACUCACGAUAUGGGUGUGAAGAGGCUUUGUCUACUACCAUGGGAGUAAUGAUGGCUUUGGUCUCCUUUGUAGAGGCAGAGAAGAAUGCCAUCAGAUCAAUUCAUGCAGAUGGAUACAAGGUGGUCUUUGUGCGCAAGAGUCCCUUGGUGCUUGUUGCAGUGGCUCAGACUCGACAGUCAGAGCAAGAAAUUGCUCAAGAACUCCUUUAUAUCUAUUACCAGAUAGUCAGUCUCUUGACAUUGACUCAGCUUAACCGGAUAUUCCAACAGAAGCAGAACUAUGAUCUAAGGAGACUGUUAGCAGGCUCUGAGCGUAUAACUGACAACUUGGUAGACCUGAUGGCUAGAGACCCCAGUUUUCUCAUGGGGGCAGCACGUUGCCUGCCUAUGGCUGCCGGAGUCAGGGAUGUGGUGAGUACUUGCCUUCAACAAGCCAAAGCUAAAAGCCUGGUAUUUGCCAUCUUAUUAUCAAAAAACCAAUUGGUAUCACUUGUGAGGAAAAGGGACCAAUUCCUUCAUCCAAUUGAUCUCCAUUUACUCUUUAAUCUCAUUAGCUCAUCCUCCUCAUUUAGAGAAGGAGAAGGUUGGACUCCAAUAUGCCUUCCCAAGUUCAAUUCCAAUGGUUUCUUCCACGCUCACAUUUCUUAUUUGGAACCAAAUAUUGACUUGUGCCUUGUCCUGAUUUCUACUGAUCGUGAGGACUUCUUUACUGUAUCUCACUGCAAGCAAAAGUUCCAAGAACGCCUAAAGAAGCGCGGUGUUCAUCAUGCUCUCUUGGAAGCAGUGCGUACUCCUUUCUACAGUGUCUCCCAGGUGGGAAUUCCAGACCUUCGACAUUUCAUCUACAAAUCUAAGAGUUCAGGACUUUUUACCAGCCCAGAGAUUGAAGCUCCCUACAUCACUGAGGAAGAAAAGGAAAGACUCCUGGAAUUGUAUCAGUACUUGCAUAGCCGAGCUCACAAUUCCACCCGUCCUCUCAAUAACAUCUAUUAUAUUGGAUCCAAUGAAAAUCUCCUGGCCUGGGUGACCAGUGCUUUUGAACUCUACGUGUGCUUCACCCCCCUGGGUACCAAAGCAGCAGCUGUCAGCGCUGUCAACAAGCUGAUGAAGUGGAUCCGUAAGGAGGAGGACCGGCUUUUUAUAUUGUCGCCCCAGACUUACUGACUGUUGUGACCUGGGCUGCCUGCCUUGUUCUGAAUACUCCAAAACUACUUCCUGUGUCUGCUGGGAGUAGACAUAGUCAGUUUCUCGUCCUCCUUCUCUCUCUCGCUCUCUCGCUCUCUCUCCCUUUCUGGGGAAGAUUUCCGGCCCACAGUGGAUAUGUGCAUAAGGAAGGAGUUCUCUGGGUAAAAGAGCUUUUGGCUGACAGGGUGCACACGGGUAUCAGAAGAGUCCAACAUUUCAGGGUUAGUUUCAGAUAUUGCAUCUAGAAUUGGAACAUAGACCUCCUGCCAUCCUGUAAGUAUUAUUUGAAUCUGUUUCAGCCUAAAAAUAUGUCCUUUCUACCAUUUUCUGCAUAUUUUGAGGCUAUGUUAAACAAAUCUUCUUUCCCAUAACUGAUUUUCUCUACUGACCUUUUGAACAUAGUGCCACAGGUAUUAAGUUUUCCCAUCUCUCUUAAUCUUGACUAAUUGGGGGAAGGUAGGUUGGUGGCUUAGCAAGUGCCUUCUCAUAGGAUUUUCCAUAUAAAGGCCUGAACAAAUGCACAGAAGGUGUGGCAAACAUAUAGAUAGUGAGGGAGAAAACAGUUUUAUGUCCCUUUUAUAGGAAGAUAAAAAAAAAAAAUCCCAAGGAGGUUUUUUUUCUUUUUAUGACUCAAAAACAUGCUUUGCUCUUUGAGAUUAACAAAUUUAAAGAAGUUCACAGAUUAUCUUCAAAUUGCUAGUGAAGGACUGAAGUGUAGUAGCAAAGGCAAUAUAUAAGUAUUUUCAAUUAGAGGCACUCAGAUCCUCCAGUAAGUGGCAUGAACCUAGUAGUUGGAAAAUAUUUUAUAAAUUAUUUCCAUUCCUUCCUGUGAGUUUCUCCUUAGAACCCAUUUAUCUAAUGCUUAUUUUUAACUGGACCAAAUUCUUGAUUUGCAGAGUCCUGGUGAAACCA
Pantherophis guttatus is the source of this 3014-nucleotide messenger RNA. The record is from RefSeq and is a predicted model, not a curated record. Lineage: Eukaryota; Metazoa; Chordata; Lepidosauria; Squamata; Colubridae.